Molecule: messenger RNA, 3113 nt
Organism: Zea mays
Lineage: Eukaryota; Viridiplantae; Streptophyta; Magnoliopsida; Poales; Poaceae
Product: ribonuclease II, chloroplastic/mitochondrial
Exons: 14
Coding region: 219-2570 (783 amino acids)
Biological process (GO): mRNA catabolic process
Cellular component (GO): P-body
Molecular function (GO): 3'-5'-RNA exonuclease activity; RNA binding
Source: RefSeq, a predicted model, not a curated record
AUGCGAACCCACAUGUCGGAAAUUAGCGUCAAGCUGCAAGCCUGCAAGUGACUCAUGCGCCGGCCGCUUCAAUCGUCGGCGCCUUCCACUCGCGGUCGCAGGAGCUCAGCUCGUCGUAUCUUAUCUAUCGCCAUUCGCCAGCCAAAACCCCACCCGAGAGGCGGAGACUGCGUUGCGUGGACGGCGGACUAAACCCUACCGCCCUUCGUCUCUGGUCCAUGAUGGGGCCCUCGACCAUGGCGGCGCGGGCAGCGGGCUGCUGCUCCUCGGCGGCGCUCGCCUUCUUCCGUCUCCACCCCCUCCGAUGCGCCGUCCGCCCGGCCGCCGCUCUCGUUGGAGGGUGCUCCUCUGGCCUCCGCGGCGGCUGCCGGAGCCGCCUGGCGCAUAGCAUCGUGGACUUGGUUAUGGAGGAGCUCCGCUCCCGCCGGCGCGUCCGGGUCUCGGCGAAGAUAGGAUUGCAGGGCACGAAGGAAUUGCCUGACAAUAAGAUAGUCAAGAGAACAUUACAGAAAGGAUUGCUGCUUGAAUUUCAGAAAGAUCCUGAGAGAUCUUUGCUUGCUGUAGUUGAAAGGCCUGAUGGAAAGAAAAACUGGAUGGUGACUGAUCAGAAUGGUGUCAUGUCUUCGAUAAAGCCCCAGCAGGUUACAUAUGUUGUACCUGGUAUCAUGAAUUUUGACUAUUCAAAAAUAGACGAAUUUCUUGAGAAAACGCAAAAUCUUUUGGACCCAACUAUUUUAGAAUGUGCUUGGAUGGAGCUGUCUGAGAAGGAUAAAUCAAUAACAGUUGAGGAAUUUGCAGAGAUAGUGUAUGGUACCAAGGAGUCUUUGGAAAGCUACUGUGCACAUCUCUUGUUGUCAAGGGAUGUAGUGUAUUUUGUCAAGGUAGAGAGCAGAGAUUAUUCCAUGUACCAACCUCGUUCACCUGCUCAGGUAGAGGAACUCCUACGACGGAAGCUUGCUAAAGAGGCCGCUGAUAAGGAACUGGAAGAAUUUGUCCAUUUACUCAAGUCUGCCAAAGCAUUGCCUAUGGAGUCCAAGCCUCCUAAAGCGUCAUGGUUGGUGGAAGAAAAAGUCAGGCAAAAAAUCGAGUCUCUUCAAGCAUAUGCAGUUGAUGCAUGUGAUGAUGAACAAAGAAGACUAGCAGGAAAUAUUCUCAAAGCUAUGGGAUUCACGAGGACAUCAUCAGCUGCUCUAAAGCUUCUUAUAAAUGUUGGAUACUUCCCUGUGCAUGUCAAUCUCGACCUUUUCAGGUACGAUGUCCGUAUAAGGUACACAGAUGAAGUUUUGUCAGCUGCAGAGGAGCUUCUGGUGGACAGCCCUGACACAGACAUGCAUAUCAGGAAGGAUCUUUCAACUUUGAAAGUGUACGCCAUUGAUGUAGAUGAGGCUGAUGAACUUGAUGACGCAUUGAGCGCAACCAGGCUUCCUGAUGGUAGAAUAAAGGUCUGGAUACAUGUUGCUGACCCAACAUGCUUGGUCAAACCUCAUAGCAUCAUUGAUAGGGAGGCAAUGCACAGAGGAACAUCAAUCUUUCUACCAACCACUACUUUUCCGAUGUUCCCAGAGAGGCUUGCCAUGAAUUCUAUGAGCUUGCAGCAGGGUAAAGAAUGCAAAUCUGUAACUGUAUCUGUUAUUUUAAACCUAGACGGGAGUAUUGCAGAAUAUACUUUAGAAAAUUCAGUCAUCAAACCUACUUAUAUGUUGACAUAUGAGAGUGCAACUGAAUUGCUUUACAUGAACCUGGAAGAAGAGGAAGAACUAAGGAUUCUUCAAGAAGCUGCUAGGAUUCGUGAACAGUGGCGUCGUAGCCAGGGUUCAAUAGACACUGCGAUGAUAGAGCCACGUAUAAAGGUGUCAAAUCCUGAUGAUCCUGAACCAAAUAUCAAUCUAUAUGUUGAAGAUCAAGCCAAUCCAGCAAUGCAGCUUGUAUCUGAAAUGAUGAUACUUUGCGGUGAGGCAGUGGCUGCUUUCGGUUUUGACAACAACCUCCCUUUGCCAUAUAGAGGUCACCCCCAGUCCAACACAGCAGUGUCAGUGUUCUCUCAUCUACCUGAGGGGCCUGCAAGGAGCUUUGCCAAUAUCAGCGUGCUCCGUGCUGCAGAAAUGGAUUUUCAAAAACCUGUACCACAUGGUGUACUUGGUAUUCCUGGUUACGUGCAGUUCACCUCUCCUAUCCGAAGAUAUGUUGACCUGCUAGCUCAUUAUCAGGUUAAAGCUUUUCUUAGAGGUGACUCUCCACCAUAUUCAGCUGGCGAUCUAGAAGGAAUGACAUUUAUUGCGAGCAUGCAUGUUAAAGUAGCUAGGAGGCUUCAUAGCAAUAGCUUACGGUACUGGCUGUUGGAAUACUUGAGGCGACAACCAAAGGGGAGAAAGUACAGAGCACUGAUUCUGAAGUUUGUCAAGGAUCGUAUGGGAGCUCUGCUUUUGGUGGAGGUUGGGAUGCAAGUUACAACGACAAUUUCACGUGGGAAAGUGGGAGAUCAAGUCAGUGUUACUGUGGAAACAGCUCAUCCACGUGAUGAUAUAUUAUCAGUCAGAGAGGUUGUAGAGGACACCAAGGAUUCUGAGUAAAUGCAUGUGACGAUAGCUUAUCAGACAAAGAGGUUAUAGAGGACACCGAGGAUUCUGAGUAAAUGCUUGCAAAGCUCACUCGCACUUUGCAGUCUUGUGUUCCUCUGCCGUUUACUGCUGUUCAUUUUUGUGGCAGUGAUAUAGGCGAUUUAUUACCUUGGAAAAUAUCUGCUGAUUCUUCAAGUUAGCGACUUGCGUAGCAUGGCUACAAUACAAAUGGUAAAAGGACUAGGGUAUUGGUCUUGGUGCCAAAGCUCAUUCCAAUUCGAGGACGAAAUGAUGAAAUCAUAGGUGGUUUUCAUUGGUAUACAGAAUACAGUCCGACAGUUCGUUUCUUCCGAGGUAGGUUCUCUUUGUGCCGAACAAGGUUCCAAGUGCUGAUAACUGGGAAUUUUGUAUAGCUGAACACGCAUGCAACAUUUUUGUACCUGAAUUUGGUACCUCUGACGUUGUCGGCACAUUCUGCUAUAUUUGAACACUGAGGUGGAUGAUCGAUGUACAGAAUAAUAAUAAUUCCAAUAUCAUUUCCUUAUAUGCCCUCAA